This is a messenger RNA of Myzus persicae (green peach aphid), 2137 nucleotides long. It is a transcript of the gene Alg10, whose product is annotated as putative Dol-P-Glc:Glc(2)Man(9)GlcNAc(2)-PP-Dol alpha-1,2-glucosyltransferase. Gene Ontology annotation, biological process: dolichol-linked oligosaccharide biosynthetic process; protein N-linked glycosylation. The record is from RefSeq and is a predicted model, not a curated record. The coding region runs from base 279 to 1901 and encodes 540 amino acids. Lineage: Eukaryota; Metazoa; Arthropoda; Insecta; Hemiptera; Aphididae. Gene Ontology annotation, cellular component: endoplasmic reticulum. Gene Ontology annotation, molecular function: dolichyl pyrophosphate Glc2Man9GlcNAc2 alpha-1,2-glucosyltransferase activity. The transcript has 4 exons.
CCAUGAUACGUUGCUUAUCAUUCGUUGUCACGUUAACGCCGCGACACGUCCGACAUUCAAAAAUCUGAAAUCUUAAUAUGUUUACGUCAUUUUCGUUAUAAAAUAAUUCAUAUUUCAUAAUAUUCAAUUUUUAUAUGAUAAUAUUUUUAUAAUAUCUAGCACUCACUCAUAAGGAAGCGAUUAACUAUUGUUACCUACGUUAGUGGGCUUUCGAUAAUGUCGACGGAAUUGCGAUCGACGAUUGUUUAUACAGUUUGUAGGAUCCUAGCAUAAAUCUGAUGGCGCCAAAGGUGGCUCGUAAUGGUAGACAGAAACCACUUGCUCAGUAUUCUGAAACGGUCUGUGGAUUGAAUGUUCCGAUCUUACCCGCCGUUGUUCUGUCUAUCGUCACCUGGUAUUUGUUACGAUAUGUUGUGCAACCAUUGUUCGGCACCAACGAGUAUUAUAUAGAUGAAGAAUUUCAUGUGCCACAGGCACGACACUAUUGUCAAGGAGAGUUUCAUAAAUGGGAUCCAAAAAUAACUACACUACCUGGACUUUAUCUGUUGUCAAGUACUGUGUUAGUACCUUUUAUGAAGAUUUAUGACACAAUAUUGUCAUUACUUGGUCUAUUAGAUAAUGAUGUCCUUCAUGUCAGUGAUCCAUGUUCUUUGGUUGCAUUGCGGGCUGUUAAUGCGGUGGGAGCUCCAGCAUGCUUAUACUAUGCAUUUUACCGUUGUCAACUACUUCUUUUUCUGAAUGAAAAUAAGAAAACAAAGAUUGCCAAAUGGUCUUUUGUGUUUUUAGCAUUAAGUGUAGCAACAUUCCCUGUUAUUUAUGCUCCAUAUUCAAUGCUUUAUUAUACGGAUGCAUGGGCUACAGCUUCUGUUUUCUUAUGGUACUCCAGCCAUUUAAGUAAUGAGACUAAUUUCUUGGUCAAAAUUAUAUUUGGUGGAUUUUCUGUUCUGUGUCGUCAGACAAAUAUUGCAUGGUUAGUGUUUGCAUCCAUUAUAGACGUGUGUCACUGUGCCGAACAAUGUUUUCCUGCUAUAAAAAAUAUUGUUUCUAUAUUUUCGUACAUCCAAGCUACAAUUAUAGAAUUCUACCAUUGCUGUUCAAUUAAAAAAAAGAAUAAGUCCAAGAAGUUAAUAGAAUUUUUUCAGAAAUGUAUACGUGUCACCAGCCCAAAUAUCGUAGUUAUUUUAUCUUUUUUUUUGUUUGUGGUUUUGUUAAAUAAUGGUGAUAUAGUUGUUGGUGAUCGAAGAGCACACAUUCCUCGUUUUCAUCCAAUGCAGUUGUGCUACUUUGUGUUAUUUGUACUAUCAUUUUCAUUACCUUGGUUGUUAUCUCAGGCCUAUUUUGGAAGACAAACUUCCAAUUCUAUUAGCAAAUAUUUCAAUUUAGCUAAAGCCUUUCGUGAAAUUCACAAUAACACGUCCAAAGUUCUAGUUUUCACUAUAUUAAUUAUAAUAUCUGGGUUGGUGCAUUUUAACACUAUUGCCCAUCCGUACUUGUUAGCUGACAACAGGCAUUAUAUAUUUUAUGUUUGGCGACUGUUGUUCAGUCCUGGUAAACCAGUCUUUUUGAGAUAUUUACCAGUACCGUUGUAUGCAUACGGUCUAUGGUUAGUAGAUAGAACACUGAUGCAAUCUUCGAUUGCUUAUAGAUUGGCAUAUUGGAUAGUAACACCUCUUAUUCUUUGUGCUCAAUUCCUGUUAGAGCCUCGUUAUUUUGUUGUACCUUAUCUUAUGUAUAGACUACACAGUAAUAAACAAUUGAUAAACGGUCAUACUUUUAAAGCAGCGUUUAUUGAGUUUAUAGCAUACCAAGUUUUUAAUUUUGUUAUAAUGCGGAUAUUUUUGUAUAGUCCUUUUGUUUCAACAAUGGACAACACGGGUCGAUUGGAUCGCUUUACUUGGUGAUUUUAUUGUUAGUUAUUAUAAAAUUAUAAUUAAGAUUAUACCUAAUUGAAAAUUCUACAUUGUAUAUUUUGUGUUAAUUUACUUAAAUAAGAAAAUGUGAUAAUUGUAUAUUAUAAAUGUGAUGUCUAUAGUCUAGAGCAGCGGUUCUCAAACCGCAAUUUGAGAACCUCUGGUCAAGAGCACGAUAAAUUAAUAAUGCCCAUCCAGAUUGUGAACAUGAAAUUUGCUAUGUUAUA